AGCGAAAAGUUUUAGGUUAUAUCCAUAUUCGUAAGGGCCCUAAUAAAGUCGGUAUAUUGGGGUUAAUUCAACCAUUUAGAGAUGCUAUUAAAUUGUUUACUAAAGAGCAAACUUUUCCUUUAAUUUUAGCUGAAACUAAUCGCACUCCUUUUGAUUUUGCUGAAGGAGAAUCUGAGUUAGUGUCUGGAUUUAAUGUUGAGUAUAGGAGAGGGGGUUGUGCGAUGAUUUUUUUAGCUGAAUAUAGCAGAAUUUUAUUUAUAA
Messenger RNA from Acanthoscelides obtectus, 261 nucleotides. NCBI's taxonomy places the organism in Eukaryota, Metazoa, Arthropoda, Insecta, Coleoptera, Chrysomelidae. The record is from the annotation of a GenBank genome assembly.